Molecule: messenger RNA, 370 nt
Organism: Linum tenue
Lineage: Eukaryota; Viridiplantae; Streptophyta; Magnoliopsida; Malpighiales; Linaceae
Source: the annotation of a GenBank genome assembly
CAAACACCACACUAGAUAGAUAGAGAUAAUAAUGGCUAUGGGGAUAAGAGACCAAGUCAACCACAAUCCAUGCUCGUCGUCGAUAUCUCCAUCCAAGCCCAAGAAGAACAAGUCCAAUCUCAUCUCCAAAAAGAAGACCAAGAAGAAGGAAGACAACCUCCGCGCCAAGGCCGCUCUCCACCUUCAACAACAACAGCAGCAACUAAACUGUGACGGCGAUCAUCGUCCGAUCCUGCGGCCGAAAGUGUACAUCACCGAUAUCUCCAACUUCAAGACCCUUGUCCAGGAGCUCACCGGCAACGGAGCUCCCGCCGCGUGGGAGUCCUCUCCGUCAUCGGAGAUAUUCGAAUCCGAGAGCGAGAGUGUAGAU